This is a messenger RNA of Oncorhynchus kisutch (coho salmon), 725 nucleotides long. RefSeq names its product phospholipase A and acyltransferase 3-like. The record is from RefSeq and is a predicted model, not a curated record. Gene Ontology annotation, molecular function: A2-type glycerophospholipase activity; glycerophospholipid phospholipase A1 activity. The annotation marks the transcript as partial. Gene Ontology annotation, biological process: N-acylphosphatidylethanolamine metabolic process. Gene Ontology annotation, cellular component: cytoplasm. The transcript has 3 exons. Lineage: Eukaryota; Metazoa; Chordata; Actinopteri; Salmoniformes; Salmonidae.
UGUCAAUAUCAAACAAAGCCUCAACCUGGGGACCUGAUUGAGAUAUUCCGGGGGACCUAUCAGCACUGGGCCUUGUAUGUUGGAGAAGGCUACAUCGUCCACCUCUGUCCCCCCACUGAGGCAGCUGGGGCUGGUGCCUACAGCCUAGUGUCUGUGUUGUGUGACACAGCCGUUGUGACCAAGGAGAGCCUGGAGGAGAUAGUGGGGAAGGACAGGUUCCUUGUCAACAACCUGCUGGAUGGCAAACACAAACCCCGGAGUGUUUAUGACAUACUGAGGGAUGCCCGCAGCCUGCUGGGCCUGGAGAUGCCUUACUGCAUCCUGAGGGGAAACUGUGAACACUUUGUCACAGAGCUGAGAUAUGGGAAGGGAGAGUCCCGGCAGGUAUAUUAUGCUCUGGGCGUAGGUGUUAGAGCAGUGGCGAUUGGCAUGAAGGCCCUGAAUGCAGCGUCAAACAUCUCUUGUGUGAAGUCAAAACAAAAGCGGAUACUCCUUUGAACCUUCGAGUCACCUUCCUCCGUCUACCUCUGGGGUGAAUGCAGAGACAGCGGAACAAUUUUUUUUGACAGGGGGUAUAAUUCCCGACAUUUGGUAGGCUAUUUGUAAGUCAAUUAGUCUAAAAUUAGACACAUGCAUUUUCUUUUCUGCCCUUCGCCUACUACAGUGCCUUGCGAAAGUAUUCGGCCCCCUUGAACUCUGCGACCUUUUGCCACAUUUCAGGCUUC